Carcharodon carcharias (great white shark) is the source of this 1062-nucleotide messenger RNA. RefSeq names its product zona pellucida sperm-binding protein 4-like. Gene Ontology annotation, biological process: prevention of polyspermy; binding of sperm to zona pellucida. Bases 1 to 1062 code for a protein of 353 amino acids. Gene Ontology annotation, cellular component: egg coat. Lineage: Eukaryota; Metazoa; Chordata; Chondrichthyes; Lamniformes; Lamnidae. The transcript has 8 exons. The record is from RefSeq and is a predicted model, not a curated record. Gene Ontology annotation, molecular function: structural constituent of egg coat; acrosin binding.
AUGGGAAGCUGCCAUGGAUUUGAUGAACCAAAUGGUCUCCUGUGCUUGUGCACAGCAGAUGGUCAGUUCAUCAUAGUGAUCUCCAAGAACCUGACCCGUCCUGCCCUCAACCUGUCGUCUCUGUAUGUGAAAGAUGGACAAGAAGCUGAGUGCAGGCCUAAACUAACCACUGGGCAACUUGUGGCCUUCCGCUUUCCAAUCACCUCUUGUGGCUCAAGCAAGUGGGAGGGAAAUGGAACCUUGGUGUAUGAAAUGGCUGUCUUGGGGAAGAGGAUGAUUCAGACUGGGAAGCUGGGCUCAAUAACCCGGGACAGCACCUUCCGCCUGAAUGUCCAGUGCAAGUACAAGGGGAGGCAAGAAACAGGUUUGCAGGUCAAUGUCACAAUUUACACUGUUUCUCCUCCACCUCCUGCUUCUGAAGAUGGGAGUUUGAAACUGGAAUUGCGAAUUGCAAAAGGUGGUGAUUACAGAUCCUGGUAUGUAGAUAGUGACUACCCCAUUCAGCAUGUUCUUCAGGACCCAGUGUUUGUGGAGGUUCGUGUCCUGGAUCGCACAGACCCAAUGAUUGUCCUGAGGUUGCGUGACUGCUGGGCAACUCCUGUCCCAGCCCCAAACCAUGAGGUGCAAUGGAAUCUAUUGAUGGAUGGGUGUCCCUAUGAGGGUGAUGACUAUCAGACUCUCCUACACCCAAUGGAUGUGUUUUCUGGCCUCACAUUCCCAACUCAUCACAAGCGGUUUGAAGUGAAGACUUUUGUUUUCUUGGAUGGAGAUUCUGAGCAGCCUCUCUCUGAACAGGUUUACCUGCAUUGCAGUGCUGAUGUUUGCUCUCUUUCUGCUGAGGAUGAUUGCACACUCAAAUGUGGCCCAAACUGCAUCCUUCUUGAUGGCCAAUGUUUGCAACAAAUGGGCUCGUCAGCAAAAAGCAGGGAUGCCAUUAACUUCAAGAACCUAUUUGGAGAUCCAGCAAUCUGUAGUGAUGAAUUUUAUUCCAUUGCAUGCAAAAUGAUGUGUAAUGUUCUUAAUGGAUUCCCAGCAUGGAGCUAUGGUGUCAUCAAUACAUAA